Metarhizium robertsii ARSEF 23 is the source of this 606-nucleotide messenger RNA. RefSeq lists its product as uncharacterized. The coding region runs from base 1 to 606 and encodes 201 amino acids. Lineage: Eukaryota; Fungi; Ascomycota; Sordariomycetes; Hypocreales; Clavicipitaceae. The record is from RefSeq and is a predicted model, not a curated record. The transcript has a single exon.
AUGAAGUUCACUUUCGCUACUAUUCUUCUUCCCUACCUCCUCCACAGUGCUCUGGCAGCGCCUUCCAACGUCGAGCGGGACCUCAACGGAGAGCAACAUGAUCUCGUAGAGAGAGAUUUUGACAUAAGAGAUGCGCUACUUCUAGAAGGGGAUAGCCAGAACACUGGAGACGUUGCCAAUAAUAAUGCCAAUGCAAAUGGCGAGGCUGCUACCCAGAUAGCUGCUGUGAAUGCGACUCAGACCGCUGGCGCCUGCGCCGCCCAGAACUCAGCGGCAGCACAGAAUGAGGCGGCCAAGCAGAAGGGAAAAGGGAAGGGGAAAGGAAAGGGUAAAGCCAAGGGCAAGGGUAAUGGACAAGGUAAUGGACAGGGCAAUGGACAAGGUAAUGGACAGAGCAAUGGACAGGGCAAUGGACAGGGCAAUGGACAGGGCAAUGGACAGGGCAAUGGACAGGGCAAUGGACAGGGCAAUGGACAGGGCAAUGGACAGGGCAAUGGACAGGGCAAUGGACAGGGCAAUGGACAGGGCAAUGGACAGGGCAAUGGACAAGGCAAUGGACAAGGUAAUGGACAGGGCAACGAGACGGCCGCAAAAGGAGCGAACUAG